Messenger RNA from Mus pahari (shrew mouse), 2090 nucleotides. RefSeq names its product G protein-coupled receptor 65 (gene Gpr65). NCBI's taxonomy places the organism in Eukaryota, Metazoa, Chordata, Mammalia, Rodentia, Muridae. The coding region runs from base 484 to 1497 and encodes 337 amino acids. Gene Ontology annotation, cellular component: membrane. Gene Ontology annotation, biological process: G protein-coupled receptor signaling pathway. The record is from RefSeq and is a predicted model, not a curated record. The transcript is spliced from 2 exons. Gene Ontology annotation, molecular function: G protein-coupled receptor activity.
AACACUGCUGGUUUCUCUUCUUGAUACAAGCAGAUUUGCCAGCCUCCUCAGUCAAGAGAAGCAUCCCUCCAGAAACAGGGAAACAUGGCACUUUUGAAAGAAUGCCAAACGGUAUGAAAAUAAAAACAGAGUAUUCCCAUUUGCACUGGUCUCCAAUCUCCUGUAAGAUUCAAAAGGGCAAGUGAGAGGCGGUGACAUUUCAUGGAAGCUAAAAUCCCAUGCUAUUGAACAUGAAGACUUCUGAUGCUUAAAUCCCAUUAACUGCUUAGAUCCCAAUUUCUAGCAGUAAUAUAGUCUGUGUAAAAAAUUCAGUCUACAACCACUCUCUGAAUGCAUGGAUGAGCUGAUCAGAACGUCAAAAACCAAGGAAACCCUAAGAGAGAAGAAACCUAAUAAAAAGAAUUUAACAUUGAAAACGUACAAGGCAAGGUCCCUUCCCCUGCUUACAGCCUAAGAAGUGAUGUAACUGCCACUGUAAAAACAAUGACGAUGAACAGCAUGUGCAUUGAAGAGCAGCAUGCCCUGGACCACUAUUUGUUCCCAGUGGUCUACAUAAUUGUGUUUAUAGUCAGCGUCCCAGCCAACAUUGGAUCUUUAUGCGUAUCCUUUCUGCAAGCAAAGAAGGAAAAUGAACUAGGAAUUUACCUCUUCAGUCUGUCACUAUCAGACCUGCUGUAUGCACUGACUCUGCCGCUCUGGAUCAAUUACACUUGGAAUAAAGACAACUGGACUUUCUCCCCCACCCUGUGCAAAGGGAGCGUUUUCUUCACCUACCUGAACUUUUACAGCAGCACAGCGUUCCUCACUUGCAUUGCCCUGGACCGCUACUUAGCAGUCGUCUACCCUCUGAAGUUUUCCUUCCUAAGAACAAGAAGGUUUGCAUUGAUUACCAGCCUAUUUAUCUGGAUAUUGGAGUCCAUCUUUAACUCUAUCCUUCUGUGGAAAGAAGAAACGAGCGUUGAAUAUUGUGAUGCGGACAAAUCUAAUUUCACUCUCUGCUAUGACAAAUACCCUCUGGAGAAUUGGCAGAUAAACCUCAACCUGUUUAGGACGUGCAUGGGCUACGCAAUACCCUUGAUCACCAUCAUGAUCUGCAACCAUAAAGUCUACCGAGCUGUGCGGCACAACCAAGCCACGGAGAACAGCGAGAAGAGGAAGAUCAUAAAGUUGCUGGCGAGCAUCACACUGACUUUCGUCUUAUGCUUUACCCCCUUCCACGUGAUGGUGCUCAUCCGCUGCGUCUUAGAGCGCAGCAUGAAAGUCAAUGACAGGUCUGGAUGGCAGACGUUUACGGUGUACAGAGUCACAGUGGCCCUGACGAGUCUAAACUGUGUCGCAGAUCCUAUUCUGUACUGCCUUGUGACUGAGACGGGGAGAGCUGAUAUGUGGAACAUACUAAAAUUGUGUACUAGGAAACACAAUAGAUACCAAGGACAAAAGAGGGACAUACUUUCUGUGUCCACAAGAGAUACUAUAGAAUUAGAGAUUAUAGACUAAGAGGUGGGGGCAGGUUAAGUUACAUGGUAUUAUUUAAUAAAACUUACAUUAUGGGAAAGAAAUCUGGCAUAGGAGAACCAAGCGUGAAUACUUUAGUCUACCCCAGUGGAAAUAGUUUUAAGGUACAGUGUAUGACUCCUAUGUUGACUUUAUUAAGUAAGGUAUAGAAAUGUAUUAUCUUGUAUGUAUUCUAAUGACUAGGCAUCAUUGUUUUAGUACCGAUUCUCUUUGUCUCUAUGCUAUAACCCCGUAGAAGCACGCAGGACUGUUCGUCUUUGGAUCAGUGGCCAUUCUAUCUGACCACUAUGAUUUUUUUGUUGUUCUUCUACUUUGGGUUUUCAGUCGGUCUGCAUCAGUCUUCUCCCCUGUAUACACCUGUCUUCAACAAAUGUAACUACUAAAUACUCCUAAUCACAUUUAUUAUCAAGUUUUUUUUUUUUUUGAAGUCAUUCCUUGUACUGGGAUUUUCCUUUCAGUACUUACGGGGUUAUAAAAGAAAUGUUCUCAUGACCUUUCAUGAAGAUUACAUACAUUUGGGGAUCUAGUCACUGAGUCACAUAAAGUAAAAGUAAAUGGAUUUUGUAUUUUGGUCU